UAGUAUGGUUAAAGGGCCCAAAUCUAUUGUCUUUCUUUUGAACUCGUUGCGCGAAAACCCUAGUAACAUUACCCCUACCGUCUUUGGCCUUCUUCGCGACGAACAACAAUGGCUUCCAGUGAUCACACGAUAUUGCAAUUCUCACCAUCUUCAACCAGCAUAUCAGCAAAGGUUCACCCUUUAGUCAUAUUCAACAUAUGUGACUGUUAUGUCAGACGUCCCGAUCAAGCCGACCGAAUCAUUGGCACUCUUCUUGGAUCAGUAUUGCCUGACGGUACUGUAGACAUUCGGAAUUCAUAUGCCGUCCCGCAUAGCGAGUCACAAGAUCAGGUUGCCUUGGAUAUUGAUUACCAUCACAAUAUGUUGUCAUCUCAUCAGAAGGUGAAUCCAAAGGAGGUCAUUGUUGGAUGGUUUUCUACUGGUUUCGGAGUCACAGGUGGAAGUGCUUUGAUUCAUGAGUUUUUUUCUAGAGAAACUACAAAUCCUAUACAUUUGACUGUUGACACUGGGUUCACAAAUGGAGAAGCUUCUAUAAAAGGUUUUGUUUCUGUGCAUUUGUCUAUUGGAGAUCAGCAGCUUGCUGCACAAUUUCAGGAAAUUCCGUUGGACCUGCGCAUGGUUGAAGCUGAAAGGAUUGGAUUUGAUAUACUUAAGACGACUGCGGUAGAGAAACUUCCCAACGAUCUUGAAGGAAUGGAAGCCUCAAUGCAACGAUUACUUGCUCUGAUUGAUGAUAUCUACAAAUAUGUGGACGAUGUUGUGGAAGGACGUGUGCCACAAGACAAUAAAAUCGGAAGGUUCAUAUCUGAUACCGUGGCUUCCCUUCCCAAGCUCUCACCUCAAGACUUUGAUAAGCUUGUUAAUGAUGGUCUCCAGGAUCAAUUGCUCUUGCUCUAUUUGGCAAGCCUCACAAGGACACAACUGAGCUUCGCAGAAAAACUUAACACUGCUGCUCAAAUCCUGUGAUGAUGAUUAAUUCAUUCUUCAUGUUGUAGUGCAACAUCAAAAUUUGUCUAGAUAACUGAUUUUUUGGCCAGAACGAUGAUGAGGGACACGGUGUCAUCAGUUUAGAGAAUUGUAUGUUAUAUUAUGUUAUUAGUUAACAUUGUAGCUUCUUUGUUUUUUCCCCCGUUUUGUACAAGAGAAAUACCAUAUAUGGUGAAGACUGAGGUAUACCUUAGCGUACUUGAUUAUUUGAGGAUGAAUUUUAAUCCA
Molecule: messenger RNA, 1215 nt
Organism: Solanum dulcamara
Lineage: Eukaryota; Viridiplantae; Streptophyta; Magnoliopsida; Solanales; Solanaceae
Product: eukaryotic translation initiation factor 3 subunit F-like
Exons: 6
Coding region: 109-966 (285 amino acids)
Biological process (GO): translational initiation
Cellular component (GO): eukaryotic translation initiation factor 3 complex, eIF3m
Molecular function (GO): translation initiation factor activity; metallopeptidase activity; translation initiation factor binding
Source: RefSeq, a predicted model, not a curated record